AUGGAUUUCAAUAAAAUUCGAGAAAAAUACCAAUCAAACACCUUAAAAAGCAGACAAAAGCAAUUAUGACUCAGAUCUGCUCGCAGAAGCAUGGAUCCUUUAUCUCAGACCCCUCACCUAAAGAUUGGCAAGAGGUCCAAAGAGAGUUUACUACCAACCCUCCGGUUCAGAAGGAGGUCUAAAUAGGACAAUCAAUCAUCCUUCAGACUUGAUGAUAGUUUCAUCAUCAAUGAAAAUUAUAGACAAUAGUAUAAACACAAAGAAUUACUCUACAUCAAGAAGUGGGAUGGUUGACUGCCAGGUCCAGACUUGACCUGAGGAGGAAAUUGAGCCAGCCAAGGUCAGUAUUGAGCUUAAUAAGAGGUUCUCCAAUGUGAAGAUUAAAAACCUCAUUGCUCAUAGAAGAAAUUAUAAUAGAUCUACUAAGCUUAAACUUAAAGCUGCUCAUUACCCAUUCAAAAAUCAAUGAAUUAGUGAGCUCCUAAAUCGUAUGAGGAGAAGGAUGAAUAAAAGUGGCACUGGUCUUGUUAAAAAGAUUACUUUGAAAGACCCUAAGAUAGCAUCAUUUGGAACCAGAAAUGAUUCUGUGAGUUCGAGAAAUAUAAAUAAGAUUAACCUCAGCAUAAAUUUAUUCCAGAAGCUCAAAUCUAGAAGAGCCAGUUCAUAAAGAUCCGACAUCAUGAUUUCAAAUUAACUGUCAAAACCAAGAGAAAUAACAUCAGCUGGAAUUUUAACAUUAAAUCAUAAAUAUUUUCU
Moneuplotes crassus is the source of this 756-nucleotide messenger RNA. Lineage: Eukaryota; Ciliophora; Spirotrichea; Euplotida; Euplotidae. The record is from the annotation of a GenBank genome assembly.